Messenger RNA from Daphnia carinata, 3302 nucleotides. It is a transcript of the gene Wdr33, whose product is annotated as pre-mRNA 3' end processing protein WDR33-like. The coding region runs from base 138 to 3122 and encodes 994 amino acids. The record is from RefSeq and is a predicted model, not a curated record. The transcript is spliced from 11 exons. Gene Ontology annotation, molecular function: protein binding. Gene Ontology annotation, cellular component: mRNA cleavage and polyadenylation specificity factor complex. NCBI's taxonomy places the organism in Eukaryota, Metazoa, Arthropoda, Branchiopoda, Diplostraca, Daphniidae.
CUACUUUAUGGCAACCCGGCUCAUUGGAAGGAAGAUCGCAUAAAGCGACAACUCUGUUUUCCAGCCAAACAAAAUGGCGCUUUACAGCUAGAACAACUCUUAAACGUUUUAGUUAUUUAACAAACUAUUUCCUGGAAAUGGCAACCCAAAUGGCAUAUUAUCCUGCUGCCAAUGGCAUGAAUCAGUCACCUUUUCAGUCGAGACAUGCCACUGGUCCCAGUCAAAGCCCUGCUAAUAUUGGAAGUAACUCUUUCCUUGGAGCUGGAUUACCAAGAGUGGUUCCAGGAGGUGAUCCUUUGCGACCGCCGAUUCCUCCCGGCCGUCAUAUGUUUCAUCCAUUCAACAGACCAUACCCAAAGCCUGGCCAAGACAGGUCUGACUAUGAUUCCAAACAGCUACGCAAGAGCUCAAUGCGCAAGACUGUAGAUUAUUACUCAUCAGUAAUUCGAAUGCUAGAGACGAGAGUCUGGCAGCGAGACGCCAGAGACAGAAGAAGCCUUCAACCCGACGUGUGUUACUAUCCAGAAAUGGUCCCCCCCUCUUGCUACUUGGAUAUGCCCAGCAAUGCCAUAACCACACGGUUUACUAAAGUAGCGACGAAUAAAAUUCGUUGCCCUGUAUUUUGCCUUACAUGGACGCCCGAAGGCCGUCGAUUAAUCACAGGAGCUUCGAGCGGUGAAUUUACACUGUGGAACGGCUUGACAUUCAAUUUUGAAACCAUUCUUCAGGCUCACGACAGCCCAGUACGUAGUAUGGUUUGGUCUCACAACGAUAUCUGGAUGGUGACCGGUGACCAUGGUGGUUACAUCAAGUAUUGGCAGUCUAAUAUGAACAACGUCAAAAUGUUUCAAGCUCACAAAGAAGCCAUUCGGGGCAUCAGUUUCAGUCCAACGGAUCAAAAACUGGCCUCGUGCUCUGACGACGGAACAGUACGAAUCUGGGAUUUUGUCCGCUGUCAGGAAGAAAAAAUUCUUCGAGGACACGGUGCUGAUGUCAAGUGCGUCGAUUGGCACCCUCAAAAGGGUUUAGUCAUAUCAGGGAGCAAAGAUAAUCAGCAGCCAGUUAAACUAUGGGAUCCUAAAUCUGGUCAAUCAUUAGCUACGCUACAUGCACAUAAGAGCACCGUAAUGGACGCAAAAUGGAACAAGAACGGCCAAUGGCUCAUUACCGCGUCGAGAGAUCACUUGAUUAAGCUUUUUGAUAUUCGCCGGCUGGACCAGGAGUUACAAACGUUCCGUGGCCACAAAAAGGAGGCAUCAUGUCUCUCAUGGCAUCCUUUUCACGAAGAGCUUUUUUGUAGUGGUGGAUCUGACGGAGCCAUAUUUUUCUGGAACGUUGGAACGGAUAAGGAAGUUGGAGCCAUCGAUCAAGCUCACGAAAGUCUCAUUUGGUCUUUGGCAUGGCAUCCAAUCGGCCACAUUUUGUGUUCGGGCUCCAAUGAUCACACUUCAAAGUUUUGGACGCGAAACCGACCGGGCGACAAGAUGAGAGACAAAUACAAUCUCAACACGUUGCCUCCAGGCGUGAUGCCGGAAGACGCUGAGCUGUUAGACGAUCACCAUGCACCCAAUAUACCCGGCAUGGGACCAGAGGACAAAGUGGAAACCGAGGGGGGAGAUGGGCAAUUAAGUCAAAGCAGCCUUAGUUUGUUGAGUGCGGGAAUGAUUCCUGGUCUGGAUGUGGAGCCGUUGGCACAAGACGUAAAGCCCAUCAAGAAAGUACCCUACGCUAAACCUAUUCCGCGUCACUUUCAGGCACAGUGGAACGAUAGUAACGCUAGUAAAAAACCAGCCAUUUUACCCACACCCAAUGUUUUGUCAACAUCCAUUGGCCAAUCUGAUGAUGAAGAUUAUGUUCUUGGCGUGGACCCCGUUGCUUUCGGAAUGGAACAGCUUGGACGCGCAACACUUACCCUCUUCGGUAUGCCGGCAAACGAUGCAGAAAAAAUGCAGGAGUUACUUGACACGGUCCAAUCGGUGCCAGCUGCUGAACUACCGGUCCCGACAGCAAUUAUUAUCGACGGUACGAUUUUAUCGAUCGAAGCCGACUCGGACUUAGACAAAGCCAUCCGCACUGGCGAAGAGGAGUUGAACGAAGUUUUAUUUUCAAUGGGCCUAAAAGUGACUGUAGAAGAGGAGGAAUCCAAACCAGUAACAGUUCCGAACGACGAAUACAAUCAAGAUCGUGAACUGGAUGAUGACGAUUUCUAUCCGCGUUCUCGUACACCCGUCCUAGAUGAUUCGCCAGGCUAUGCCAGAGGUCAUUCGGGUAUCGGUCCGACGCCAACCGGUGGCCUUCUAGGAGACUUUCCCAGAGUUGCCGAAUUCCAGCAGAGGGGCCACCCGGUCCAACCAAUUCGUCAUCCACUACCUCCGGGAGUCGGACAGCAACACCACCAUCAUCAGCAGCAGCAACAACAUCAGCAGCAGCAUCACCACCACCAUAAUCAUCAUGGAGGUUGGCAAGGACAACCCCCUCCUCAAGAGAUGACUAAUUGGGAUCGUCCACCUUUUGAUCCAGCACAGCAACCACAAGAUCGGUUUCCUCCACGACCACCUCAUGGUCAGGGCCCAAUGAAUAGACCCUACUUUCAGCCACCUCACCAUCAAGACCGAUUCAAUCAAAGUGGACCUCCACUUCCACCUCCUGGUCGAGGUAGAGGGCAUCACGGACCGGGUGGAAAUACCUGGGGAGGUCCGCCUUCAAUGGAAAACGAAGAAGAAAUGCAUUAUAUGGGUAACGGAGGUCCCCCCAUGCCGCCGAUUGAAGACGAUAUGCGGAUGGAAGGUGGUUAUCCUCCUCCACCUCCCCCUCAAAUGAACGAGCGACAUGGAGAUGGAAACUUUGGGUGGGGACCGGGUCCGAACAAUUACAGAGGAGGUAACGUCGGAGGUAUUGAACCGCCUGGGCCUUACGAUAGAAACGAUGAAGAAUAUGGCAGUAGAGGUCCACCAGGUCACUUCGCGCCGAACUAUCCUGGACAGUUCCAUCCACCACCACCACCACAUCAUCAGCCUCCAUCGGGUCGUUGGAAUCCAGAUGGUGGCGGUGGUGGUCGAGGAGGUUACGGAAGGGGAGGAGGAGGUCGGCGGCCUCGAAGAGGAGGGUACAACAACUACUAAUAAAAAAACAUUGCUUUACAAACGAUGGAUGAUUUUGUAUCUCUUACUUUCUCGCCAUUUUUUUUAUAAAAUGUGUACAAAGACGAUAAUGGAUAAUUCUCGCCAUGUUCACCGUACCAACUGACUGCUAGGACCAAACACAAUUAAAAAACUAAAUAAAAGGUCAGUCCUCGCUGGAAA